Neltuma alba is the source of this 1705-nucleotide messenger RNA. RefSeq names its product lysine histidine transporter 1-like. The record is from RefSeq and is a predicted model, not a curated record. NCBI's taxonomy places the organism in Eukaryota, Viridiplantae, Streptophyta, Magnoliopsida, Fabales, Fabaceae. The transcript is spliced from 8 exons. The coding region runs from base 19 to 1386 and encodes 455 amino acids.
CUUCUCUGGACUCAUCAAAUGGGAACUCAAGCACCGAGCGUCGACCCUUAUGCCGCCACUACCACCGACACUUUUGAUGAAAGAUUAGCGAGUCAGAAGGAAAUUGAUGAUUGGCUUCCAGUUACUUCUUCAAGGAAUGCAAAAUGGUAUUACUCAGCUUUCCACAACGUUACGGCCAUGGUUGGAGCUGGUGUACUCAGUUUCCCUUAUGACAUGGCCGCACUGGGAUGGGGUCCUGGUAUGACUGUACUAACCCUUUCGUGGAUCAUUACACUGUAUACUCUUUGGCAAAUGGUGGAGAUGCAUGAAAUGGUUCAAGGAAGGCGUUUUGACAGAUACCAUGAACUAGGUCAAUAUGCUUUUGGUGAAAAGCUGGGCCUCUACAUUGUGGUGCCUCAGCAACUCCUUGUUGAAGUUGGUGUGAACAUUGUCUACAUGGUCACUGGAGGACAGUCGUUGCAGAAGUUCCACGAAAUCGUCUGUGGUCAUGACUGUGAUAAGAUGAACAAAUUAUCCUAUUUCAUUAUGAUCUUUGCCUCUGCUCAAUUUGUACUAUCGCAUCUCCCAAACUUCAACGCUAUUUCUGGUGUGUCUUUGGCAGCCGCAGUCAUGUCCUUCAGUUAUACUACAAUGGCCUGGGUAGCAUGUUUAGAUAAGGGUAUUGUAGACAACGUAGAUUAUACGUACAGGUCAGAUCAUAGCACUGCAGGGAAUGUGUUAAGCUUCUUUAAUGCCCUUGGCAAUGUGGCCUUUGCCUAUGCUGGACACAACGUGGUGCUGGAAAUCCAAGCAACAAUCCCAUCUACACCCGAGAAACCAUCCAAGGGUCCUAUGUGGAGAGGAGUUGUUGUCGCCUAUAUAAUCGUGGCUGUGUGCUACUUUCCAGUCGCUAUCUUUGGUUAUUUGGUUUUUGGAAAUCAGUAUGUCGGUGAGAAUAUUCUCAUCACAUUAAAUAAACCAGCAUGGCUUAUUGCUACGGCUAAUUUGUUUGUCGCCCUCCAUUUAUGUGGAAGCUAUCAGAUUUAUGCAAUGGCAGUGUUUGACAUGAUUGAAACCGUGUUAGUGAGGAAACUGAAAUUCAGACCUACCAAGUUUCUUCGUUUUGUCGUGCGCAAUGUAUAUGUGGCGUGCACAAUGUUUGUUGCUAUCACCUUCCCAUUUUUCAAUGGUCUCCUGGGAUUUUUCGGAGGGUUUGCUUUUGCCCCAACAACAUACUUUCUGCCUUGCAUCAUAUGGCUCACAAUCCGCAAACCAAGGAGAUUUAGCUCGUCUUGGUGGACUAACUGGACUUGCAUUUUGCUUGGAGUGAGCUUAAUGAUCGUAGCACCUAUUGGAGGAUUGAGGGCAAUCAUAAUUAAAGCCAAGGACUACCACUUUUACUCUUGAGUUAACAUUCCAUUUUCUGAUGAAAGAGUGAUGUGCGGCAUAUGCAAAUAAAUAGAAACGAAUGAAGCUGAUGGUCCUGAAGUGAAGCCAGGGAUUUGUUUGUUAAGUUUCACUAGCAAAGCUCCACGAGACACACACCCACACACACACAUUAUAUUUGUAGCUUUCUAUUAUUAUGAGAUCAUGUUGCCUGUGUUUCUUCUGGGAAAACUAUAAUUUUUAUUCCUUUAAUUUGUCAGUCCAACCACAAUUAGCGCAAUGUCCAAUAUUUGUCAAUUUUAUUGAUCUUUAUAAUAUUCCAUUAUUCAGUUAUCUUUUC